Molecule: messenger RNA, 1711 nt
Organism: Dama dama (fallow deer)
Lineage: Eukaryota; Metazoa; Chordata; Mammalia; Artiodactyla; Cervidae
Gene: PLK5
Product: polo like kinase 5 (inactive)
Biological process (GO): regulation of cytokinesis; protein phosphorylation; mitotic cell cycle
Cellular component (GO): nucleus; cytoplasm; spindle pole
Molecular function (GO): protein binding; protein serine/threonine kinase activity; ATP binding
Source: RefSeq, a predicted model, not a curated record
CGAGGCUGCGCCAGUGCACCAGCCAGGCCCCCGGGGAGGGAUGGAUCCCCGGCCGCGGCGGCGGCGCAGUUGCUGCCCGUUGGUCUCCGUCUUCCUGUGCGACCCGAGCUCAGGGCGCGUGUACAGGCGCGGGAAGCUGAUCGGCAAGGGCGCCUUCAGCCGCUGCUACAAGCUGACCGACAUGUCCACCAGCGCUGUGUUCGCGCUCAAAGUGGUGCCUCGCGGAGGGGGCGGGGCUGCGCGGCUACAUGCCCGCGGCAAGGUGGAACGCGAGAUCGCUCUGCACAGCCGCCUGCGACAUCGCAACAUCGUGGCCUUCCACGCCCACUUCGCUGACCGGGACCACAUAUACAUGGUGUUGGAAUACUGCAGUCGCCAGUCGCUGGCCCACGUGCUGCAGGCACGGCAGACACUGACGGAGCCCGAGGUGCGCUACUAUCUUCGAGGCCUGGUCAGCGGCCUGAGCUACCUGCACCAGCGGCGCAUCGUCCAUCGGGACCUGAAGCUCAGUAACUUCUUCUUGAACAAGAACAUGGAGGUGAAGAUCGGAGACCUGGGGCUGGCCACCAGGAUGGGGCCAGGGGGCCGCUGCCACAGAGUGCUCUGCGGGACCCCAAACUUCCUGGCUCCAGAGGUAGUGUCCAGAAACGGACAUUCCUGCCAGUCGGACAUCUGGGCUCUGGGCUGCAUCAUGUACAUGGUGCUGACUGGCGUCCCUCCCUUCGUGGCGGCUCCCCUGUCGGAGAUGUACCAGAACAUCCGAGAUGGCCGCUACCCCGAGCCUGCACACCUGUCUGCCAACGCGCGCCGCCUCAUCGCCCGCCUGUUGGCCCCCAACCCAGCCGAGCGGCCCAGCCUGGACCACCUGCUGCAGGAUGACUUUUUCACGCAGGGCUUCACCCCGGACCGGCUGCCACCCCACUCCUGCCACAGCCCACCCAUCUUCGUAAUCCCCCAGCCUCUGGGCAGACUUUUCCGAAAAGUGGGCCGGCUGCUACUGCCCCAGUACCGGGCACCCUGCCCCUUGGCUCCUCAGGAGGCCUCAGGUUCUGGAGAAGACGGUUCAGACCCUGACUCCAUGGAGUGGGGCAGUGAGGUGAGGACUGGGAGCGGGGAGGUAAGACCCAUCCAGCUGUUGGCCCAGGGGACACUCCAGAGUGACCCCGCGGGGCCCGAGGGAAGUCCAAGGCAGGAGGUGGAGGCAGCCAUCAGGAACCUGCAGCUCUGCCUGGAUUCGGGUCCCCCAGCCAUGCAGGACCCCCCAGGAAAGCAGCAGCCUGUCUUCUGGGCCCCCAAGUGGGUGGAUUAUUCUAGCAAGUAUCGCUUUGGCUACCAACUGUCAGACAGUGGCAACGGUCUUGGUUCGGGAUAGCACCCACAUGGCCCUGCACCCCCCAGGGGGAUAAAUCAUGGAGAUGGGGGCCUGUCCAUGCCCAGCUGGCUGGGAGCACCUGGCCUCUGCCUGCUGUGCUUCCUGGUGUCCGAGCAGGUGCUGCUGCUGCUCUUCAGCGAUGGGAUGGUGCAGGGGAGCAAGGGCGGAGAUCAGGAACAACUCGUGCUGAGCGGGGGUGGUGAGGAGCUGCUGCUCACAGUCUGGGAACUGGGCCAGCCUGGCACCUCCUUCCCCCUGGGCAUCCUGCGGGGCCAUGGCUGUGCCCCAGGCACCCACCAGCACCUUCAGCAUGCCAUCCUCAUGCUACAGAGCAUUUAG